Molecule: messenger RNA, 2184 nt
Organism: Paramormyrops kingsleyae
Lineage: Eukaryota; Metazoa; Chordata; Actinopteri; Osteoglossiformes; Mormyridae
Source: RefSeq, a predicted model, not a curated record
AUAUAAACUGAGGGCUGGAGAUCAGCUGCAGACACUUCAGCUACAACCAUAUCAGGAGACCUGAGGCGAUAUAGGUGCUUGACAUAAAGCAGUUUCUGACACCAACCCAUAGGAAAGCAUGGAUGCACUUGCUGAAGUAAGAAUUGUAUUGUUGGGAAAAACAGGAUCUGGGAAGAGCAGCGCAGGAAAUGUUAUCCUGGGGGAAGAGAAGUUUAAAGUUUCCUCUGAUCCUAACAGUGUAACAAUAGACUGUCAAACAGAAGAGAGAAACAUAAAUGGCUGGAAACUUGCAGUAACUGACACACCAGGGAUUUUUGACACUGGGAGGUCUGAGAAAGAUGUGAAGUAUUCCAUAAUAUCCUGUCUCACUGAGUGUGCUCCUGGUCCACAUGCCUUCAUCUUAGUGCUGAGAGUGGGAAGACACACCAAAGAGGAGAAAGAGUCUGUGAGGAAGAUACUGAAGUGGUUUGGGGAGGAAGCCCUGAAGCACACAAUUGUCCUCUUCACACAUGGUGAUGAGCUUCCGAAAAACCAAACAAUUAAAGAGUAUGUAGAGAAAGAUGAGGAUCUGAAGGGACUUGUUAAAAAGUGUGAUUAUCGAGUCCAUGUCAUUGACUCUCAGCAACGGAACAAAAACGAUGAUAAAAAUGCUCAGUCUGCAGAUCUCCUGGAACAACUAAAGAAAAUAAUGAUAAAGAAGAGAGAAGCUGGGGAAUCACAGGCUGUUCAGGUACUGGAAGAAGUGAAGAACAUGCUGUUAGAACCAAGAUCAUCAACACCUGAUCAUGAACCGGGCCAAGGGUCUGAAAGAUCUACAAGUUCUGGAGGAAACCUGAAUGAAUCAGAGUACAGGAGCAACAGCUUUCAGAUUAAACAGAUGCUGACAACUAUAGAGAACAUGGUGACAAACAAUAGCAGCAGUCAUUACACAAAUGAACCACUCCAGGUAAUAGCAGAAGCUAUAGACAAAGAGGUUAAUAAGAUAAAAGAAGAGAUGGAGGAGAGAAGAGAGAAAGCAGAGGAGUCUGAGAUAAGGAGACGUGCAAGAGGGAGAGUGAGGAACAAGACUCUGAGAUUAGUGGCAGGAGUUACAACUGGGGCUUUACUGGGGGCUCUGCUGGGUGUGGCUGUAGGGUUAUCACUGCCAACUGUAUUGGCAGCUGGACUCCUGGCGGGAGCAGCAACCAGAGUUUAUGAAAAACUUGUAGCUGAGUCAGCAGGUGCAGCAUGUAAAAGAACUGUGGUAGUUGGGGCAUUAGGGGCAGGAGCAGCGGGAGCAGCAGUAGCAGAGGUUGCAUUAGUGGCAACAGCAGCAGGAGUGGCAGAAGCUGGUGCAGUUGGGGCAUUAGGGGCAGGAGCAGUGGGAGCAGCAGUGGCAGAACCUGGGGCAGUUGGGGCAUUAGGGGCAACAGGAGCAGCAGCGUCAGAAGCUGGGGCAGUUGGGGCAUUAGGGGCAGGAGCAGCAGCAGGAAUAGGAGUGGGUGUGUCUGUGGGGGUUUUGGCUGCAGCGGGAGCCAUAGGAGGGGGGGUUGAAGGAGCCAGAGCUGCAGCCAGAGCAGACAAACCAAAAGAGGCUGCAGAAAAUGCCGCUGAAGCUGUGGGGAAGAGAGCAGGAAACGUGAUGAAGGAAGCUUGGGAAUUAGGGCACAGAGUGACAAAAGCAAAGGAAACACCUUAUAAAAAACUGCAGUAGAUGAAAUGCAAGUAAACAGCCGCUUCACUGAUUAAGCUACAGGGCAGGCAGGACUACUGUGCCAGAAGUGUAGGAUGCCAAAAUAAAAGCUAGUCAGAUCUGGAGAAUCUGGAAAUAUGCGAUGACUUUUUCCAGCAUGAAUGUGAUCAGCUGUGAUCAAAUGCUGCAUGUCGAUUGGGGGGUGGGGUUUAAGAACAUGAGUAAAAAAGCAGGGAAAAUGUAAACCUCAUUGUCAAGAUCCUUGCUGUUCUGAUUGUUUGGUGUCACAAUCCUUCAGAUUUUCUUCCUUUUCUUUUCUCUUUUUAAUACAUGGUGGGAUUUAGUUUGAUUUGGGAAGCUAGGUGACAUGUUCGGUACUCUCCUUCUUUCUCUAAAUUUCUGGCAAUAUGAUUGUAUGCUCCCUAUCUUGUCAUUUUGUCAUAUUAAUCCUCUGUAUGGAUCCUUUGUAUGGACAUCUGUUUAAUUAAAGAAAAUAAAGAUGGCAAACCAGA